GGGCGGGCUGCGCGGCGCGGCGCGGCGCGGCGGGGAUGGAGCGGCUGGAGCGGUGCGGGCGCUGGCUGCGGGCCGCGCUGGCGGCCGGGCGGGUGCGGCGCAGGCUGCCCUGGCUGCUGCUCGCCAUCGUCGUCCUCGGGUCCGCCCUCAAGGACGCCGACCUGGUGCCCGAGACGCCCUUGCAGAACAAGCGCAACCCGCUCAACGUAUACUUUGUGAAGGUGGCUUGGGCAUGGACGUUCUGGCUUCUGCUGCCCUUCAUCACAGUCACCACCUACCAGUUUGCCAAGAGCAAGCUCCUGUAUGGUCGCAUGAAGAGCAUUUUGACGGUGCUGCGGCGUCUCAGCGCGCUGCUGGUGGGCACUGCUGUCUGGUAUGUCUGUACCAGAGUCUUCAUGUACAUUGAGAAUCUCACCGGUGCGUGCUCUACCUCGGGUAAAGUCAGCGAGCCUCGCCGGCUGUUCGACAACAAGCAGGAAUGCCACCAGCACAACGGGAUCUGGAAUGGUUUUGAUAUCUCAGGACACUGUUUUCUCCUCUCAUACUGUGCUCUGAUGAUCAUGGAGGAAGUGGCUGUGCUGGAAGGCUUCUCCAUAGACCAGAACUCUAAGCUGCGUGUUGUGAUCAACGCCCUGUUUGUUUCCUUGUGUUUUCUCACCAUGAUCUGGGUGUUCAUGUUUCUCUCUACUGCCCUGUAUUUCCAUGACUUCAGUCAAAAGCUUAUCGGUGCACUGAUAGGUCUGUCGGCUUGGUACGGGACAUACAGAUCUUGGUACUUGAAACCCUUUUCUCCUGGACUACCUCUUCCAAAUAUACCUUUGAGUUCAAAGAAAUAUGGUUAUAGCAGAUAAAAUAAGUUCUAAAACGUUGGGAUUUUGCUUUCAGUACUGGAGUAGUUGAAUGUAGGAAUGGUUACUGUAUUUCCACUGUAAGGAACAAGGUGAUGGGUUGGAGGAAACCAGAUCUGUGCUAGCUGAUGGCUGGCAGGUGAUAAUGAGCUUCUUCCCUGGGAGAAAAAUAACUGGUAUUGGAAGAGGUCUGCUCUUUUUUAGGAGUUGCUGACUGGCAUUCUCAUCAAAGAAAUAAGAAGUUGGAUCUGUUUCUCUUACACAUAAAUGGAGUAGCAGAUCCAAGGCUGGCAGAGGUCUAAGUGUUGCUAAAAUAUCAGUACUCGUCAAAGCAGUAUAUGGCUCCCUUGUGAAACUAGAGCAUCUCAUGUAAUUGUAUGUUAAAUACACUUUGCCACAAAUGCCUCUUAGCUGUCUGCACCUUCUGCAGCAAUGCGAAUACAUCUGAGUUGUAGUGUCUUCAGCAGACUGUGACUUUAAAUUCAUACCUGCCUUUGAAAAGGAAACUCUCAGAAAACAAGCCUUAACUUUCUCCUUAGGUGUAGUACCUGUAAAUAAUACUUCAUCACUUUAUUCAUGACACAAAAAAAAACCCCAAACUCCUUCCCACUUUGCUAGAACAUCUGAUACAAGAAUUGGGGUUUUAAUGUUUUAAUCUUAUGAGUUGCACCCUUUGCAACAACGAGUACUUUGUGGUAUGUUUCUUCUAGAAGAACAGUGAAAUGCUGGUGUUGCAAGUUAGCUUAACCUUCUAAGCUUGGUCUGCUUGGAAAUGAAUGAAACACAUUGUUUAUCCUGCGGGCUGCAAACCAGUGUGCUUGAAGCAACAUUUAUUCUUGCUUAUUCACUGUACCAACAAGCUGCUUAAUUUGAUUGCAUAUAAAGCUGUGGCCACUUUUGAUGUGGCUGGAAACCCACUACUGAAUAAAACACUACUAUUAUAUAAUGAAUAGAUAGGAGAUGGGAUGGGUUUACUCAUAUCAAUCAGACAUUUAGCGUAAUUUUUAUCUUGAAAAGCUUUCUAUUGUCUCAUGAAGGCUUAUUCAUGACUGUGUAAAAGUUGUUUUGACAAGCAAGAUGGCCUGAAAGGGCUCUGGGCAAGGUAGUGCCUGCUGAUCUGAGAGCAGACUUGACCUGUCUGGAGCAUUUGACUCCAAGGUGAUUAUUUUGCUGAAUAUAGGGUAUGAUGCACUGUAGUCUAAUCUUGGUUAUGUUCCGUUUUGCCAUCUCAGCAGCUCUCUUCCAGCAAGAGAGCAACAGCGUUUGCAAUAAAUACAGCAGGGUUAAAUCCAGACUUGUGGUCUGCCUCUGAGGAGAGCCAAAUUCACCCGAAUUGCCACUGAAUUCGGUGGCCAGCAGGAGUUAUUGUGCAUCCUUAGAAGGUACAAAUCGCCUCUCAGAAAGAAGCUGUUUCAGGAGGUUAUGUAUUUUGUGUCAAGCUCUUACUUUUGUUUUUGCAUUUAAUUGCCUUUUAAGCUGACUCUUUGGAAAAUUUGCACUGAUUAACUCAUAUUGGGUUAAAUUAAAUUUGUUUAAACAAUGCAAAUUCAUUUGCAGAUAUUCUUUUGAUGUAAUAUAAGCCUGCUCCCAAUAGAGUUAAUCUAGACCGCGAGCCACUUUCACCAUGAAAAAGGAUUAUAUUCCCAGAAGAUUUUCUGACUUAAGUUUCUGUUGUAGGUUUUCUUUAUGUAAUUUUGCUACAUAGAGAAGGCCUUGGAAAAGGAAAUGCUAUUUAUUUAAACCAAUUGACGUGUUGAAAUUAUGUUCAGUUUCACAGAUGUUUUGUGCAAUCGCUAGAUGGAUACUUCUGUCCACUUCUAACAGUGUCAUAUAAACUUUUUAUUAUGGGAAUAAUGUAGGAGAUGGUUAUUCUCAUUUUUUUUAUUUAAAUAAUGUAAUAAAAAUCACUGUUUGUGUCUUUGAGAA
Pezoporus occidentalis (night parrot) is the source of this 2774-nucleotide messenger RNA. It is a transcript of the gene FITM2, whose product is annotated as fat storage inducing transmembrane protein 2. The record is from RefSeq and is a predicted model, not a curated record. The transcript is spliced from 2 exons. NCBI's taxonomy places the organism in Eukaryota, Metazoa, Chordata, Aves, Psittaciformes, Psittacidae. Gene Ontology annotation, cellular component: endoplasmic reticulum membrane. Gene Ontology annotation, molecular function: coenzyme A diphosphatase activity. The coding region runs from base 36 to 851 and encodes 271 amino acids. Gene Ontology annotation, biological process: lipid storage; phospholipid biosynthetic process; lipid droplet organization.